AUGCAAAUCGGACGAUCAAAGACUCAUUUUCAACAACUUAAUGCUGAACUUCGAUCAGCCGGUAAUUCAUCCUCUUUCUUCACAGGAGGUCCACCACCUUCUUAUCGUUCUUCAACGAAUGCUGAUGACAGCGCUACACUCAGUAGUACAGAAUCAUCCAGCGUCCCAGCAACGACAUGUUCUAUCAAACGACGUAAUUCUUGGAUAAAUUUAAUCGAAAAUAAUGAAAAUUUGUACGGAAAAGAUGUACCACAUUCUAUAGAAUCAUUGUGUGCAUCAGCUGUAGCAACGACAGUUAUACCAACACGUAACGCUAAUAAUGUGAUGUCUCCCUACCGCACAUGGAUUGAAAAUACAUACGGUAAUAAUUAUCACUUCCUGGAAAAGUACAAUUUAAAUGGACGAUAUGCGAAGUAUUUUACACCCUUCUACGUGUUAAAUUCAACCGGCGAUCCGAUUGCUAUAUCCAAAUUGAAGUUAACUAAUUAUGAUUCACAAUGUAAAUUUAAUGGUACAAGAGAAAGGUCACCAGCAGGUUUUUCAAAACGCGACCGGAUGAUUGAAUUGAAGCACUGGUUUCGAGAGCCGAAAAAUAAAUCUUACGUGUUUACAUUAUUGUUUUUGUUUAUUGCGUGCUGCAUUAUAGCUGUCAUCUCAUUUCUCAGCAUGGGACUUGCGCAAGAGUCGCGAAAUUUUUCUUGGAUGCCACCUCUCAUAUUUCGUAACCAGCAAGGAAAUUCGACUGUAAUCAAAAUGUAUCAAAAUAAUCGUCAAGUUAGAUUCGAAAUAUUGGGGAAUUUACCAAUUAAGAACAACUAUAUUGCUAUAUACGAUUUUAAAAUGAGAAGAAUAGCAAUAAUUGAUUCAACUCUAAAAGACAGUAACAAAAAUUUGGUUUGUUUUGUGAUGAACAUGAAUGUGUCAACGAUGCCCGAUAAGUAUUCUCUUGAAAUUGGUGCGCAAAAUGCUCUUAAGCGUAAGGAACAAAUCUAUGGAUGGGAAGAAGUGUGGAAUUUCUUGCCUGGUUCAUAUUUCGGUAAUUCGUCGGCACUUUUUGAUCCCUCCAUUCCUGAAUGUGAUGGCGUACGGUGGAUCUUGCUUAAUUAUACUAAAUCCGAUCAGAGAGGAAAGAGAUGUAGCGAUUGUUAUGAUUUCUGUUUACCGGAGCUCGGUAUUGAAAGGGAUUAUUUGAGAGCGGAAAUAUUUUUAAAUAUCAUACGUCGUAAUUGCUUUUAUCUUUUCGUACCGGAGUGGCGCUUCUUUGCAGCAGCAUAUAAUGACAAAGAGAAUGAGUAUAAUUCCGAAAAACUUUAUUACGAAGGCCGGAAUGAUAUAAAUAAUGGCAACAAUAACAGGAGCAUCAAUAGCAAUGAUGGCCGUAAUUAUGAGAAUCAUCUUAAUGAAAUACAAAGUACUAUUGAUGAAAUUGUACAGCCGGUCACAGAUCAACAACAAAAUUUCGAAUCGAAAUGGAUUUCUCUGCAGGAAAUACCGCAACAAAUUUCAAACUUAGCCGUGGAUCAAAUGAGCAAUACUGCAUCAAAUGUACGGAAUAUUCCAUCAAAUGCUCAAAGUAUUUUUGGGAAUAGAAAAUAUCAGCAGCAGCAGCAACAACUAAUGAUGGGAAAUGGUUACACUGGAAGUAUGUCACCAAGCGUUUAUAGUAAUUUCAAUUUAAACAGUAAUAGCAACAGCUUAAACAACGAUCAGGCUGGAUUUGAAAAUAGAAAUAGCGAUUUUUCGAACGAUUAUCGGAUGAAACCUCUAUUGCCAAUGCCGCCACCAAGUUAUCCGGUUCAAAUCAAUCAGAAAUCGUCUUUUGAUCACGGAAACUCCUUCACUGAAGUCCUACAACCCUAUCAAAAUUUUGGAGGUGGAAAUUUACGACAACAAAAUAGUGCCUUCGCCAAUAACAAAAGUAUUGGACAGUUCGCUUGGCCGACUAAAUACAGGGAAUAUUCGAGUGCUGGUUAUAAUGCACAAUUAUCCAGUAGUCAAAUGUUCAGUGGUGUAUCAAAUGCAGUGAGCAUCGACGGUAAAAAUAAUCAACCAAAAAGUAUUUACGAUCAAUCGAUCAUAGAUGAUGAAAGCAUUUCCAAACAAUCGAAUUAUUAUACCUCGCAGUCUGUUUACGUGAAGCCUGAGCAGAAUGAUCAGAAUAAUGGCCCAGGAAGUCAGCAAUCAAUCAAUGAUCAAGGAUGGAUUACUGUUGGUUAG
Messenger RNA from Brugia malayi, 2217 nucleotides. RefSeq lists its product as uncharacterized. The record is from RefSeq and is a predicted model, not a curated record. Lineage: Eukaryota; Metazoa; Nematoda; Chromadorea; Rhabditida; Onchocercidae. The transcript has 11 exons. Bases 1 to 2217 code for a protein of 738 amino acids.